CAUUUCUUCUUGGAAAAUUCAGAUUGUUUGUGAAACACAGCCUUGUUUUCCUCCUCUGGCCUUCUGCUGCAAAUUUGGGAUAAACAAGUCCCGUUCCCCCCCCCGCUGUGAUGACACUGAUGGAAACACAUCAGGAGCUGAUAAGUGUGUAACCACAGUGUGUAUCCUCCCCUCAAAUCUCCCAUCCGCAGCUUCAUUUUCAUAUUUCCUGCUGGGUGCUUUUUCACCGUUUGUUGUCUUUUCUCUCAUAUUUAAUCCCGCAGUGCCAGUCUCACCCCCUCUCCAACCCGGUUCUCCCUCUCUUUGUCACUGGUUGUCGAUCAACCAGUCAGUGACAUGUGGAAUUUUUCAUCACCUCGCCCCGGGGGCACCAUGCUGCCCGCGCCUGUGUAUCGUGCUGCUUUUUUUUCCAGUCCUGCCUUCUCUCUCUCUCUCUCUCUCACACACUCAUGCACACUCAUUCUCUCCCCGCGGUAUUAUUCUGAGUCAGCCAGUGGCAAGCUAUGGUUUGUUGUUUGCGGUCAACCCAGCUGUAUGGGGUAGUAGUAGCUGUCAGUGACUGAUCAGCUCUCCAUGGCCUAUCGUCCCUCCAGCUCUGGCUCCUACACUGUGGUUAUCAUCCCGCUUAAGACCAGUCUGUGCAGCGUGGACGCACUUCGCUUCUACCUAUGGAUUAAACGGUUGAAGGAUCUGGAGAAGGAGAAGGACGCGCUGUGGUCUGGUCUGGAGAUUCUGGAGAGGGCUCGGCUCUGGUAUCUCCGGCGGCUGGAGGAGAACAGGGCUUGGCAGGAUAGCAUCGAGAGCAGAAGUGGGUUUGUCUCCAGAAAUGAAGAUGGAGCAGAGGCUCGCUCCUGCCUCCUCAGGUCUCGUAUCCAGCGCGUGAACGGUUCUCUGGGCUCUGUGAUGAGUGAGCCCAACGCCAUGACCAGCAGCAACCCCUCUCUGCUUGAAGCAGUGGCAGACAGUGACCUCCGGUGGCACAACUCAGUACUGACUCAGGAGGUGAAGAACAAGAACUGUCAAAUAUCCUUGUUAGAACAGGAAAAACACGCUCUCCUCAAUCAACUCCAUGCACUGAAGAACUGCUGACUAUAAGCUGACACAUGUAUUACACCCCAAACUUACAUUUAACUGGACAUCAUACAGUUAUUUGCAUGUAAAUAUGUAUUUAAAUUAAUAAAUGAUAGUAAAUGAUACAUUAUUUUUUUCUUUGCUUUGUGUGCAGUGAACCAGCCUGACUGGAAGGUUUUUGAAUAACUUGAUUGACGUGUUGAAUGUGCUGCAGUGACUCAGCAACAGACUUUAUUUGUUAAUUCCUCAUUACUAUCAUUUAACUUUGACCUCUUUAUGCUCUCUGCUGCUGAUGACACAUUUAUGGUUAUGUCAACAUCCAAGCCUUUCCACGAAUUUGUUCCUGCACUAUUCGUCUAAUUAACAUGUAAAAGUAUAUUAAAUAACAACUGCAGGUCCAGAAAAAGAUGCACGAGGCUUCAUUUGAACCGUAACGCCUUCUAGUUUCUGUAAAUGUGCUUGCUUGGCACGUGAGUAAAUCAUAUUCUAACUGUAAGAGACCCUGUGAAUAUAUUCAGUUGUAUGUAGACGUACAGUUGAAUAAUAGAUACACCUGGAUCACUGCAUUGAUUCUUUAUGAAAUGAAAUGUUUCCAUGUUUGGAGAUACUGUCUGAAAUGGAUGGACACAACAUGGCUAAACUGAUACCACAUGAGCAAAUGAAUUUUUUUUUCCGUUACUGAAUGCACUGAGUAAGUGCAAUAAGUGAGCCUCUGUGUUUAGGACAUCUCCAAAAGACACUUGAAGCAAAGUAAUCUCAUUAUAAUAAAGGCUUACAGAUU
Pelmatolapia mariae (spotted tilapia) is the source of this 1852-nucleotide messenger RNA. It is a transcript of the gene sapcd1, whose product is annotated as suppressor APC domain containing 1. The coding region runs from base 574 to 1089 and encodes 171 amino acids. The transcript is spliced from 4 exons. The record is from RefSeq and is a predicted model, not a curated record. NCBI's taxonomy places the organism in Eukaryota, Metazoa, Chordata, Actinopteri, Cichliformes, Cichlidae.